AUGGUCACUGAAUCUUUUUGGGCUAGGUUAUUCUCCUUGGGAUCUUCUUUUAACGCACUUGACCUCAACAAAGAUGUGUACACGUUUGGAAGAGGUGCCAAUUGUGAUGUCCAAUUUGAAGAAAAAAGCAAGCACUUUCAGGCAUACAGCAAAGUUCAUUUUCGGAUAUAUCGGGAGGAAACCAGUACAGGCACUCAUGUUUUUUUAGAGGAUAAAAGCACAAAUGGCACGUUCAUUAAUUCCGAGAAAGUUGGAAAAGGAAACAAACAGGUGCUCAGUAAUAAUGAUGAAAUUGCAUUGUCUUAUAAAUAUAACAAAGUUUAUCUUUAUAAUGACUUACAAAAUACAGACUUCAAUUUACCAAAAGAAGUGACAGAGAAAUACACCUUAACAAAACUUUUGGGGAAAGGUGCCUGCGGAGAAGUUAAGCUUGGAUUUUCAAAAGGAACUUGUAAUAAAUUUGCUGUAAAAAUAAUUCCCAAGAAGAAGUUUUCUUUAACUGAUAAGGUGCAGAUGACUGAUCCAUCUCGUAUAAUGUUGGAAGCCAAGAUAUUAAAAUCUGUCAAUCAUCCUUGCAUCAUUGGAGUUGAAGAAAUCAUUGAUACACCAGAGAAUCUGUUUAUUGUUCUUGAGCUCAUUGAAGGUGGUGAACUCUUUGAUAGAGUAAUUUCAACUGGACAACUCAAAGAAGAAAAUGCAAAAUUGCUUUUCUACCAAAUGGCAAAUGCAGUUAAUUAUCUCCAUGAAUUUGGAAUCACACAUCGUGAUUUGAAACCUGAAAAUAUACUUUUAUCUACAAAUGAUGAAGAUACAUUAAUAAAGGUAACUGACUUUGGUCUUUCUAAAUUCUUUGAUGCUGGGAGUAUGUUGAAGACGUUUUGUGGCACCCCUACGUAUGUUGCCCCUGAAGUUCUUUCCUCUGCUGGUCGUGGAACAUACACAAAAGCAAUUGAUUGCUGGAGUUUGGGAGUCAUUCUCUUUGUUUGCCUAGUUGGCUAUCCUCCAUUCUCAGAAGAUAGAAAAGAUAUGAAACUCCCAGAACAAAUCGUCGGUGGACAUUAUUCCUUUCCAAAACAAUACUGGGGAGACAUCUCAUGUGAGGGUAAGAAGAAGUGGAUUCAUGCCUUAUUUUCAUUCAUAGAUUCCAUUUUUCAUAAUGGUAACACUGAGGUUACCUCUCUAAGUUGGCUUUCUUGCCUCCUUCCACUUACUGUCUGUUUUCUCUCCACAUUCCUCUUCCUCUCUGUCCAGUUUAUCUCCCCCUUUCACUCUUCCUCUCUGUCCAGUUUAUCUCCCCCUUUCACUCUUUCUCUCUGUCUGGUUUUUCUUUCCCUUCUUCUCUCUCUUUCCCUUCUUCUCUCUCUUUCCCUUCUUCUCUCUCUUUCCCUUCUUCUCUCUCUUUCCCUUCUUCUCUCUCUUUCCCUUCUUCUCUCUCUUUCCCGUCUUCUCUCUCUUUCCCGUCUUUUCUCUCUUUCCCUUCUUUUCUCCCUCUCUCUCUUUCCCUUCUUUUCUCCCUCUCUCUCUUUCCCUUCUUUUCUCCCUCUCUCUCUUUCCCUUCUUUUCGCUCUCUCUCUCUCUUUCCGUUCUUUUCGCUCUCUCUCUCUCUUUCCCUUCUUUUUUUCUCUCUCUCUCUUUUUCCCUUCUUUGGCUCUCUCUCUCUCUCUUUCCCUUCUUUUUCGCUCUCUCUCUCUCUUUCCCUUCUUUUCGCUCUCUCUCUCUCUUUCCCUUCUUUUCGCUCUCUCUCUCUCUUUCCCUUCUUUUUGCUCUCUCUCUCUCUCUUUCCCUUCUUUUUGCUCUCUCUCUCUCUCUUUCCCUUCUUUUCGCUCUCUCUCUCUUUCCCUUCUUUUCGCUCUCUCUCUCUCUCUUUCCCUUCUUUUCGCUCUCUCUCUCUCUCUUUCCCUUCUUUUCGCUCUCUCUCUCUGUCUAAAAUUCUCUAUUGACCUUGUGAAAAAACUUCUGACUGUUGAUCCAUCAAAAAGAAUCACAUUGAAAGAAACAUUAGAACAUCCUUGGCUCAAAAAUGAAGAUGCUGUUAAAAAAGCUCAAAAACUCAUGUAUCCAAAUGCAAAUGGCAACUGCAGCUCAGUGUCACCCACUUCCAGAAAGCGAAAAGCAACAGAAGAAGAAGAAACUUUAAAAAAGAAAACUAAACAAUAA
Molecule: messenger RNA, 2157 nt
Organism: Acanthosepion pharaonis
Lineage: Eukaryota; Metazoa; Mollusca; Cephalopoda; Sepiida; Sepiidae
Source: the annotation of a GenBank genome assembly